UCAAAGUGCGUGUCUUAAGCUUGAAAUCGCUUGGAUGAGAGCCUGUAAAUCAUUGUCUAGGCAUUUCUGUUGCGUUAUUACAUAUUACAUUCAAUAUGAUUCGACCUCUCUGCAACUUCGGAAGUUUAAAGUAAACUCAAUGCUUCUGAUUAAUCCCGAGUAGUAUUAUUUGACAUAAGGAUAGCAAGAUAGCUUUCGUACCAAGCUUCCUCCGACUCCAUUGCUGGACUCCGGCCUCUUGACAUUAAUUUAUACAAAUUUUAAAUAAAGUGUAAAGUUUUACAGUCUUUCGAACCUAACUCUUACUUCAAAAUAACACCUGAAAUGAGUUUUGCCGAUGUGUUAUUUACGAAAACAGAAUUUAUCUUUCAUUACAGUUGAAGCUACCUGGUGAAUCCUUGUCAGUGCUUCUCGUUAUCAUCAUCGCAUUCGAGUUUAUUUACAGGAGUUUUGUAAACAAACUUUUAGAAGAUGUCCCUAUCACAUCAAUUAAAUUUUAGUUAUGUUUACGUUAGCCGUAAACAGACAAUUCUCAAUGCCGGACGUCAUUGUAAUUAAGUUUUUUUUGUGUGUGUUUUUCCAUCUUGGACCAGGGGAUCCCAAAUGUCAUUAGUUAACCUUCUAGGCAGUCAUAAUUCUUUCAAAGCAGUUGUCAAAGUGGCAUUGAAUGCCAGAGUGCUCAGAACACUUGGCUAUGUCUUCACUGUGGAGUAGUUGGUUGCGGCAGAUAUGUGAAUGGUCAUGCCAAGCAACAUGCUCAUGAGAAUAUUAAUCACAAUGUAUGUAUGGAUAGUGAGAGCUAUGCAGUUUACUGCUAUAUGUGUGAUGAAUUUGUCCUGAAUGAUACUCCUGAAAACCAUAUCGAUCAAAUGCGAAAUGUUCUCAUUAGACAUCCAACCAAAGGUGAAGAUGACCCUGUUCUAAGAGAUAGAAGUGUUAAUGAUGAGAAUGGUGAAGUGUCAAGCAUUUCAAAUGAAAAAGACUCUGCAAGUGUCAAUGGGGAGAGUGACAAGCAGAGUGGUAGACUGAGCAGACAUAGUCACCUUAGUGAACAAGAACGUAAAGAUGAGCCUGGUGUCCGUCAGUUGAGACCUCGAAGAAAGAGAUCACACUCAGCGGACAGCAGUAGCGUAGAGAAUCAUGGCAACUACGGUAAACGACGAAGAAAUGGGAUGGUUACCAGAACCCUGAGCAAAACCAAACAAGAGAAGAAAGUUGUUGGUUUGCGGAACCUGGGAAAUACUUGUUUUAUGAAUGCUGUGUUGCAGUCUCUGAGCAACAUUGGUGUUUUCUAUCGAUAUUUUAAACACUUACCUGCCCUUGAGAUUAAUGCAAAGUCUGGCCGUGGAAUUGAACAAUCUCGGAAGCUCACAGAGGUGUCAGAUGCCUUGAUGGCAGAAGAACUCCGUAAAAUUCUGAUCAACCUCAAUCAAGGUGGAAAGAGUGCAAUUUCACCAGAAUCCUUGUUUCAUGUUAUUUGGAAAAUAGUCCCUCGUUUCAGAGGUUAUCAGCAACAGGAUGCACAUGAAUUUCUCAGAUACAUGCUGGACCGUUUGCACCUAGAACUGUUGCAUCUACUUCCUGAUGGUUCUUUACGAGAAAACUCCUAUCUUAACAUUGGUCCAAAGAGUCGCACGUCAAUUGUCACAUCAGUCUUUGGUGGCACUCUACAGAGUGAAGUGAGGUGUCUGAACUGUAGUGUCGAAUCCAAGAAGCAUGACCCUUUCCUUGACUUAUCUUUGGACAUACCUGAAAAAUUUCAGUAUUUGAAAAAGUCGUCCAAGGAUAAUGCAGAUGAGCCCACUACACCUUGUGAUAUUUCUGAUUGUUUGACCAGUUUUGUUGAAGUGGAGGAAUUGGCUGAAACAGAGCUGUACUACUGUAACAAUUGCAAAAGCAAACAGCGUUCAACCAAACGAUUUUGGAUUCGAAGACUGCCUAAUGUUUUAUGUUUACAUCUCAAAAGAUUCCGUUGGAAUAACUGUUUCCGGCAAAAGAUUGAUACAAGUAUUAUGUUUCCUGUAACUGCAUUGGACAUGUCUCAGUAUGUUCUGAGCAGCCCUCAUGAAACACGACGGUCUGGAUCUGGCAGCACACUCUAUGACCUUGCAGCUGUUAUUGUACAUCAUGGAUCGGGUACUGGUUCUGGCCAUUACACUGCUUUUGCCAUAAAUGAUGGAGGUCAAUGGUUUCACUUCAAUGAUAGUAGUGUCCGUCAAACUGAAAUUGAAACAGUUGCCAAGUGUAAGCCCUACAUCAUGUUCUAUAUACGAAGAGAGUUUAGGCUUCCUCAGCUGCAAGCUUGAAUGGCUUGCUUUUGAUAAGUUUUGCAGUGCCUAGUCAGCCCAAUCCCAACACGUUCACACACUGCUCAAGUUUGAUUGAUUUUUCCUUAAUUUUAAGUCUUCUGUACAAUGAAUUUUUCCCUCUCUCUUUUUGUAGACUAUGAACUUAAUCAUUAACUUUUUAUGUUUUUUUGUUGUUUUUUUAAACUUUAAUCUCUCAUUUUGCUUGAGCAGUGGUACUUUGUACAUGACUGAGAACGUGAGGAGAAGGGGAGGGCAGGAAUGGUAUGUGAGCACAAAAAUAUUUAUCAGUUUCAGCUGGUAUUAUAUCUAAUGUGAGUACAUAUUGUCUUCUAUGUAUGUAAGCAUUCACUAUACUAAAAUGAGUGAUUAUUAUGUAGAGUUUACCUUUUACUCUUCUAUAAAUGUUUGUAAUUUAUGAAGUUUAAAUUUUUAUGUUCUGAAAUUGUACAAUUUAUUACCAAAAUUUGUGAGAUUUUUUAAAUGAAUGUCAGUAUUUUAAACUGAGGUAUAGAUUAAUUGUAUCUAAGAAAGUAAGCUCUCUCAUGGACUCUCUAAUGGAUUCCAAAAUCUUUACUUUUGAAGUAUUGCAUGGUUAAUUAGGCAGUCAAAUGGUAAAUGAAUUAUGAUAGAGGUACCCAAUGACCCAAUGUGUCUAACAGUUCUCUUAUUAGUUGCCUGAACUGUGCUAGAGUUUGUCCUGAGCCAGCUAGGUAGGUAGGUGAUGGUUUUCUGUCCCCUAGAAUUUAAGGUCACUAAUGGUGGCAACUGUGAUCAAGUGGUGCAGGCAAGCUUUUCCAUUUCUAAUGUGUGAAUGUAUCAAGAAGUCUGGCUCACUCUUAAUAACAUUAUAUUAAAACAUUAAUCAUUGUACAUGUUCAAGUAUUUUAUGUUAAAUCUUUCACUGCCAUGGAAUGGUUGGUUUUCCAUGUAGAUACAUUGCCAAUAAGAGAAAAAGAAAAAAAAGUAAAAAAAAACUUUGCAAUGACCUUUUAGAUGGAAUGGAAUAUCCUUGCCUUAGGAACAUUAUGCAAGUCCAUGGAUGUUAAAUUUAAUAUGGACGGUGAAGAAAGAAGCAAUUGCUUUAUUCACAUGAAAGCUUCACAGCAUUGCUCACUCAUUUCUAACUGUGAUUUGAACUUUAUUGAACGGAAAGUAUUGUAUCUACCUAUUUCAAUGCAAUACUUAACAAGUGUAUGCAUUCUGGUUUAAGAUACUAUUAACUGCAAUUCAGAUAAAUAUUUUGAUCCUUUCUUUUUUCCUCUCUAAGAGCAGAGUUUACAUAUGCAAUCAGAAAAGUUUAUAUUUCUUACCCACAGUGAAUUUGGUAGAGUGCUUGCAUUAUUAUGCAUUUUACAUUUUAAUUGCUUGAUUUCUGAGGAAUAUGUUUUUCCUCUUUUAUGAAUGGAUUUUAUUUUUUUAUUUUUUAUGUUUUGACAUUUUGGAUCAUUUUUCACCAAUCAUGUAUAACCUAAUCAUACUGUUCAUUGUUCCUGUGACUCUUCCCAAGAUAGAAUUUGGGAUGUCACCCUGCAUUUUUAGGAAAUGCCAAGAAAAAUUGGGUACAAAUAAAUCUUAUUUGACUCAUGUCUGUCAGAGAUACCCAUUUACUCUCAGGUCUGGUACUCCCACUAGUGCGGAUUUCGUCUCUUGGUUUAUUUGCUGAAUGUUUUCAACUAACGUCAUAGCUACAAACUUUUGAACUGCAAAUGAAGGACUGAUUUUUUUUUAUUCCUUAUUCUAUUAUACUUUAAAACUUACCGUAGUUUCCUGUAUUAUAAUGGCCAAGUUUUUUUUUCCUCGAGAGAAGCACAGGUCUCAGCAUGGCCCAUUAUUAUUUACUUAAUUUGAGGAAAGACUAGUUAUGUGAUAGAACAUAUUUUUUUUAGGACAUGGUGUGUAGUAUUUAUUAUGAAUUCCCUGUCAACUUUACCUUCUUCUUUGUAAAAGAAAGUGAAUAAUGUGAUUGCAAUGCAAUUAAUUUGACUUGUAUGUAACUUCUGUGUAUAUUGCAUGGUGAAUAAAUCCUAUGCAUAAAGAA
Frankliniella occidentalis (western flower thrips) is the source of this 4347-nucleotide messenger RNA. Its product is annotated as ubiquitin carboxyl-terminal hydrolase 3. The record is from RefSeq and is a predicted model, not a curated record. The transcript has 11 exons. Gene Ontology annotation, molecular function: zinc ion binding; cysteine-type deubiquitinase activity. Bases 786 to 2306 code for a protein of 506 amino acids. Lineage: Eukaryota; Metazoa; Arthropoda; Insecta; Thysanoptera; Thripidae. Gene Ontology annotation, cellular component: cytoplasm. Gene Ontology annotation, biological process: protein deubiquitination.